Messenger RNA from Grosmannia clavigera kw1407, 2301 nucleotides. RefSeq names its product pre-mRNA splicing factor RNA helicase. Gene Ontology annotation, molecular function: ATP binding; RNA helicase activity; RNA binding. Lineage: Eukaryota; Fungi; Ascomycota; Sordariomycetes; Ophiostomatales; Ophiostomataceae. The transcript has 3 exons. Bases 1 to 2301 code for a protein of 766 amino acids. The record is from RefSeq and is a predicted model, not a curated record. Gene Ontology annotation, cellular component: spliceosomal complex; intracellular anatomical structure.
AUGGCCGAGGUCGCUUCUUCCAAGAGAACAAAACGCAAUAGCAUCGACAGCGACGGCGAAGCCAAGAACAUGAAACGCAUAAAGACGGAGGGCGACGGUGCGGGCAAGAAGAAGGUGCCCAAGCUCGAGAGCAGCAGCGAUGCAUCCAACCCGUACUUGGCACACCUGUACGAAGGCGGACAGGACGCGUACGGCGGCCAGUCGUCGGACAGCUUCUUCGCGGGAAUGACGCCACACGAUACGACGGCCGUGCAGGCAGCCAAGCAGUACUUUCAGAUCCUCGAAGGACGGCGCAACUUGCCAGUGCACAAGCAGCGACAGGAGUUCCUGAAAGUGUUCCACUCGACGCAAAUUCUCGUCUUUGUGGGCGAGACCGGCUCGGGCAAGACGACGCAGAUUCCACAGUAUAUUCUGUACGACGACAUGCCGCAGUUCAAGCGCAAAAUGAUUGCGUGCACGCAGCCGCGACGGGUGGCAGCGAUGUCGGUGGCCCAGCGUGUGGCAGACGAGCUGGACGUGGAGCUGGGCGAGGAGGUGGGCUACAGCAUCCGGUUCGAGAACCGCACAGGGCCGAAGACGCUGCUCAAGUACAUGACGGACGGCCAGCUGUUGCGCGAGUGCAUGAACGACCCCGACCUGACGCGCUACAGCUGCAUCAUGAUCGACGAGGCGCACGAGCGCACGCUGGCGACAGACAUCCUGAUGGCGCUGCUGAAGAACCUGUCGCUGCGGCGGGCCGACCUCAAGAUCGUCAUCAUGUCGGCCACGCUGGACGCACAAAAGUUUCAGCGCUACUUUCACAAUGCGCCGCUGCUAGCCGUUCCUGGUCGCACGUUUCCGGUGGAGAUCUUCUACACGCCCGAGCCGGAAAAGGACUACGUCGAGGCAGCCGUGCGGACCGUUCUGCAGAUCCACGCAACCGAGGGCGAGGGCGACAUUUUGCUCUUCCUGACGGGCGAAGACGAGAUCGAGGAUGCGUGCCGGCGCAUCAGCCUCGAGGUCGACGAGAUGAGCCGGGAGUCGGAUGCGGGCCCGAUGGCUGUGUACCCGCUGUACGGCACUCUGCCGCCGCAUCAGCAGAACCGCAUCUUUGACGCGGCACCGGCACCGUACAAGAAGGGCGGCCGGCCAGGCCGCAAGUGCAUCGUGUCGACGAACAUUGCGGAGACGAGUCUGACGAUCGACGGGAUCGUGUAUGUGGUGGAUCCGGGCUUCAGCAAGCAGAAGAUCUACAACCCGCGGAUCCGGGUCGAGUCGCUGCUGGUGACGCCGAUCUCGCGGGCUUCGGCCCAACAGCGAGCCGGUCGAGCUGGACGAACGCGUCCUGGCAAGUGCUUCCGGCUGUACACGGAGAAGGCGUUCAAGCAGGACCUGAUCGAACAGACGUACCCGGAGGUGCUGCGGUCGAAUCUCAGCAACACGAUCCUAGAGCUCAAGAAGCUGGGCGUCGACGAUCUGGUGCACUUUGACUUUAUGGACCCGCCGCCGCCGGAGACGAUGAUGCGGGCGCUCGAAGAGCUCAACUACCUCGCCUGUCUGGACGAUGAGGGCGAGAUGACGCAGCUGGGCAGCACAGCGUCGGAUUUCCCGCUGGACCCGUCGCUGGCGGUGAUGCUGAUCACGUCGCCCGAGUUUUACUGCUCCAACGAGAUCCUAUCGAUCGUGUCGCUGCUAUCGGUGCCGAUGCUGUUUUUGCGACCGGCAGCGUCGCGCAAGCGGGCCGACGAGGCCAAGGCGUCCUUUUCCCACCCCGACAGCGACCACCUGACGCUGCUGAACGCUUACCAUGCCUUCAAGGGCGAGGAGCUCAAGGGCACCGACAUGCGCAAGUGGUGUCACGAGCACUUCUUGUCGUACCGCCACCUCAGCAGCGCCGACAACGUGCGGCUGCAGCUCAGGGCCAUCAUGGAGUCGCGCGAGGUCGAGCUGGUCAGCACCGAGUGGGGCGACAAAGACUACUACACCAACAUUCGCCGCGCCCUGUUGGCCGGCUUCUUUAUGCAGGUGGCCCACCGCCAGGCCUCGGGCAAGAUUUACCGCACCAUCAAGGAUAACCAGGCCGUGGUGAUUCACCCGAGCACCGGCGUGGCCACCGACUUCGAAUGGGUCUUGUACAAUGAAUUUGUCCUCACGAGCAAGCAGUACAUCCGGACCGUGACCGGCAUCAAGCCGGAGUGGCUUUUGGACAUUGCGCCCAACUACUACGACCUGGCGGCCUUUGAGGACGGCGAGGCCAAGGCAGCCCUCAAGCGCGUGGCCGAGAAGACCCGCCGGAAGGAGGCGGCUCGGUCGGGGAACUAA